GAACAAGGAAGUUCUAAUAUUUUGUAAGGUCGCUGCCAUCGAGCUGGAGGCAAGCAUGUCUUAUUCUGCUAAAAUUGGUCCUUCUAUUUUGAGCAGCGAUCUCGCACAACUAGGAGAUGAAUGCAAACGAAUGAUGGAAUGUGGAGCCGAUUACCUUCACCUUGAUGUGAUGGAUGGCCAUUUUGUCCCAAACAUUACAUUCGGCCACCCCAUGGUAGAAUGUCUACGGAAUGCCGUGGGUCCGGAUCCUUUUUUUGACAUGCAUAUGAUGGUGUCCAGGCCGGAGCAGUGGGUGAAGCCAAUGGCUGCAGCUGGAGCCAGCCAGUACACCUUCCACUUGGAGGCCACCACAAACCCAGGCAACCUCAUCAAGGAGAUCAGAGAGAGUAACAUGAAGGUGGGCAUUGCUAUCAAGCCUGGGACCACUGUUGAGGAGCUCGCCCCCUGGGCUGGACAGGUUGAUAUGGCUCUGGUCAUGACUGUAGAGCCUGGGUUUGGUGGCCAGAAAUUUAUGGACGACAUGAUGCCAAAGGUCAGUUGGCUACGCAGUCAGUUUCCCUCCCUGGACAUUGAGGUUGACGGUGGAGUGGGACCAAAUAGCAUUCACAGAUGUGCCGAGGCAGGGGCCAACAUGAUCGUCUCUGGCAGUGCCGUCGUCAGUAGCGAAGACCCCCGCUCCGUCAUCGCCCUUCUCAAGAACGUUGUCAUGGAGGCAAUCCAAAAGCGCUCUCUUGACCGCUGAUUGACAGCAACUUUAGAGGACCCCCCCACAGCCACCGGCCUCAAGCACCUUUUACAUCAGUU
Molecule: messenger RNA, 804 nt
Organism: Clupea harengus (Atlantic herring)
Lineage: Eukaryota; Metazoa; Chordata; Actinopteri; Clupeiformes; Clupeidae
Gene: rpe
Product: ribulose-5-phosphate-3-epimerase
Biological process (GO): carbohydrate metabolic process; pentose-phosphate shunt
Molecular function (GO): D-ribulose-phosphate 3-epimerase activity
Source: RefSeq, a predicted model, not a curated record